Phaedon cochleariae (mustard beetle) is the source of this 351-nucleotide messenger RNA. The record is from the annotation of a GenBank genome assembly. Lineage: Eukaryota; Metazoa; Arthropoda; Insecta; Coleoptera; Chrysomelidae.
AUGUCUGAGAAAUGGAUAGCUUCAAUAUUCACUCCUGGGGCCAGAAAGUCAAAGUUGUUGACCCUUGACUUCUACAAGAAAAACUAUGUGACUAUACCCAGUUUGACGUUGAUGUUCUUGGACUUGUGUUGGGUAACAUUCUGUACAGUCGAAGGAUUCAUCAGAACAGACGUUGUUUUGACAAGAAAAGACAGAACGCAAGGUGAAAUGACGGAAUUGCUAAUCAAUCCUAGAAACAGAAAGUUCCUGACGAUUAAUCAAACUUUCCCACCUCAGCCAGAAUUGUAUCAGACCUAUGAAGACAUGAAAUGUGAAGAAGAAAAACGAAAAGAAGCUUGCGAAAAUCAAUGA